UGCCUGCUCAGUGAAAUGAGGUCUCUUGACUGAAACAGCAGGGGGCGCUUUGUAGACAUGUUUAUUUUUUACUUUUACUUUCUUUUGGCACCAACAUGUAAGGUAAACUAACGCUAGAUGCCACUUUUGACUCUCCGAGCUAUUGAACAGAAAAGUCAACCAUGAGCUCCAGUGAAGGACAUUGUGUCAGAUCCAGGCAGCCCACCCUGCCUCCUCUCUGCAGCAGGACCCUGCACCACCCCUCUUUCCUGCCUCUCUACAUGGCUGCACGCCCUCACGGCGCGGGCAGCAGCAGCCAAACAGUCUGCCCCCCAGUACAUCCCAUCACCCCAGCAGAGGUUUUCUACACUGAUCCCACCAUGGGCCGUGGCAGGAGGAUCCCCAACAUAGUGAGGCAGUUGAGGGUCUUCGAUAGCUUCCGGCUCAGCACCCCGCCACCAGUUAUGACUUCCUGCCCAGCCCCACCAACGCGUCCAGACCCAUUCCGAUCUGGACCACACCCCACCAGGGAUCUGGGCAGCCUCACCUUGAAAAUAAAUACCCUCCACCCUCCGGUGCAGCCAAGCCGGGUCGUCCUCCAGCUUUCCCCAGAGGAGGACCAGGCCAUUACUAACCUCCUGAAACUGCACCACCAAGGGCCCUUACACAGUGAAAAGACCUUUACUGCUCCGCAGAUGGACUUUUGCAGAGUAGACUUGAACCCCAUACCGUUCCUUAGUCCCCCUCAACCUAUGGAAGCAUACAAGCCCUUCUGUAGCGGUCUGCAGCACACAAGGGAGGCCAGCUUGCAAGGUCAGCAGGGAAGAUGUUGGUCAGAUACGGAGCUUGAAGCAGCUAACACCCUCUUGAAUCGCUUUAGCCUAAUAGAGAAGGACAAAACCUGGGGCCAAAAUCACAAUAACUCAGCAGCAACACUUCCUGACCCUCUGCCACACCAGCAACAAGGAUCUGAGACUUUUUUCAUAACUGCUGGUUAUACCCAAAACAGGGAACGUGGAGAACGAGGCUGCGGGGAUUUAAGGUUUGUGGAGGGAAGGAAUGCCGAUGAUGUUCCCCUGCCAGUUUGUGAGGAAUACGUGACAUCGUCUUCACCCUCCUCAGACGGCAGCUCGAGUGUCUCUGGAGGUUUUUCAGAGGUGAAGGAACGGACGCUCUCAGACUCUGAGGGAGAUGCUGUUCAGGUGCUCCUGAGCCUCGGAGACAUGGGGGCACUGGAUAUCGUGCAGUGACUGUUGUUGUCCCUGAAUGUUUUUUUAAAAGGGACUUCCAUACCUCUUUCUCAUUAUGGAAACAACUAGUUGAAGGUUCUUUGCACAAGUUUUUAACUUGAAUAACUUUGACCCAAAUAUACCCCCAAUUUUCUCAUUUGAGAAUUUCACGUCCAACUUGACCAGUCUACUGCAUCAGUGUUCAAUAAAAAAACGAUCAACAGUUGAGUCUCUGUUACUGAAUAACAAACAAAGAGUUUAAAGGACAGACUUUUAUUAAAAGCACUACCACUGUUCUGAAGGAGAGAAUCCCCUCCACCCCCCACUUACUAUUUACAGCAAAUUGUACAUAUACAGUGUAUCUUCACAGGGGGGAGCUACAGCAAUACUCCACAAUGGCCAGUGACAUAAGCUACAAGGCUAGUGGACAGCACAACGAUCUGAAACAUAAUGGCACAAUAGCUCAGCCCACAUUUACAUGCACUUUCAAAGCUGUUGUUCUUGAUUUGAUGCCGACACAAGUGUUCGUGUAGGUCUGUGUGCUGAGUUUUAGUAAAAGGCACUUCCUAAUUAAAUUUCUUUGCAGGUCCAUCAUGUUGUGUUUAGUUUUAUCAUAAACAAAAGUAUCAUAAAACAUGUCAUGUCCUGUAUUCGGGCCACCUUGUUGCGACUUGUUGUUGUGCAUGCCAGGAAUGAGAGGAUUCAACUUGUGCGUGCGUGUGACAACUGUGGCACAAGAGGCGUUUACGGGAACACCCGACUCUUUUCUUUGCAGCCGGUCUGACAUUUGGACAAUCUGGUCGAGCAGCGGCUAGAAUGAUCGGCAUUUCCAAACUGCAGCUUUCACAGCAGAGCAUGAUGACACAUCAACACAGGGCUAUGUGCUCACAAGAGGAGGCGACUCUGCUGCUGCCAGACGCUGAUCUCUGUUAUUGAAUGCACACAUGCACAUUCGGUGUCAGUAGUAAAUGAUCUACCUCAAGCUCCCAGCUGCUUAAAGGCACACUCACACAGUUUUUAAAAAGGUGACGACUGCGUUUCUGGUAUGAUGUCUCAUGAUAGUCACCCUUCUCCUUUUAUCUUUCAUUUCCUCGUUGUUAGAAACUGACACUUCAGCUAAUAAAGCUCCCGGAAUAGUCUGAAGUGUUUCUCUCCAUUUAUAGUCCUUUUAAAAAUUAUCUCUGUUAACGGUGUUGGUCUUGGCGACCAUGCCUGCAGCCUGCAUGACUCUGUAGCGCUCUCGGAUGUUUCGCCGCCUCACGUGCUCAUUGGUGAUCUCGAUGACGUUUGCCUCGGGGAACCAGCCCUUCUGACCGUCGGAGAGGCGGAUCCCUUCAUAACAGCCUUGGAGGAAGAGGGGGGAGAUAGGAGGGGAG
This is a messenger RNA of Micropterus dolomieu (smallmouth bass), 2584 nucleotides long. RefSeq lists its product as uncharacterized. The coding region runs from base 162 to 1229 and encodes 355 amino acids. NCBI's taxonomy places the organism in Eukaryota, Metazoa, Chordata, Actinopteri, Centrarchiformes, Centrarchidae. Gene Ontology annotation, cellular component: cytoplasm; nucleus. Gene Ontology annotation, biological process: regulation of DNA-templated transcription. The record is from RefSeq and is a predicted model, not a curated record. The transcript is spliced from 4 exons.